Physcomitrium patens is the source of this 2006-nucleotide messenger RNA. RefSeq lists its product as uncharacterized. NCBI's taxonomy places the organism in Eukaryota, Viridiplantae, Streptophyta, Bryopsida, Funariales, Funariaceae. The record is from RefSeq and is a predicted model, not a curated record.
GCAGCCCGGCGGAGCGCCCCCGUAGCUCGCCGCUCCUGUAGCUGGCUGCUUGUUUUGACACUUCCCUUCUCUGGCAUCACACCGUGUCUAGUGUUAUUGCGGAAUUGCCUGGAUCCGUGGAGCUCGCGCGCCUCCACACCAGUAUCAAACCUUCCCUGCGCGCUUCUCGCUUCCCGUUCCCAUACUUAACCACCCGGUAGCUUACAUUACACAUCUAGAAUCCUCUCCUGGUGCACGGCGUCUCAGGAGUCCUCCAUCCCUCCUCUCUCUCUCUUCUGUCUCCUGCUCUUCUUCUUGCUUUUUCGAGUUCCCUUCUUCUCCUGUUCUUGUUUGUUAUUUUCGCGUUGUGUUUUCUUUCUACAUAUAACUUUCAUCUCCUGCUCAUCACGGAGUAGUCUCAGUCACACAGGCAGUCAUAUUUGCUUGAUCUUUCCUGUUCUCAAGCUCGUUUCUCUUUGAAGAGUGCUAGUGCGAGUUCUGUACUUCUCGGUAAUUAAGAGAUGGCCGAAUCCACUGCCAAGAUCGCCGACGUCGCCCCCGAGGUUGAGAAAGUAGAGGCAGUGCCUUCAGUAGCCCCGGAGGCUGCACCGGCAUCACCUCCUAAGUCUGAAGAGCUCACGACUGAGAAACCAGCGGUCGAUGAACCAGCGACCGAAGCCGAGAAACCUUCGGCACCAGAAGCUGCCGAGGCUUCUCAAGAGACUGUGGUCGAAGCUCCUGCCCCUGCUGUUGAGACCUCUGCUCCUCCAGCGGAAUGUUCUGUCCCCGCAACUGAGGAAUCUAAGGAUGUGAAGGUCGAGGCUGUCGAGAUUCCUGUGGAUAUUAAGGAGGAUGUCGCCCCUGCUGCAGUGGAGAUGAAAGCCACAGAUGCUCCUGCCCCAACAAAAUCGGACCAUCCUUCUUUAUUUCAGAAGUUUAAGAAGACCUUCGAGUUUCCAAAGAUCAGCAAGAACAAGGAGUCUCCUUCGAAAGAGGCUCCAUCGAAGGAAGCUCCGAAGGAGGCUCCUAAGGAGGAAGUAGCUGAAACCGCCGAACCGUCCCCUGCAGUUCAGGCCUCUCCCGCGUCAGAGACCACCCCACCUGCUGCCACAACCGAGAGCAAGCCCUCCACUGGUGAGAAGCUCCAAGAGAAGGUAAGCGAAGGCAAGAACUUUUUCAAUAAGUUAGUGAAGAAGUCAUUCUUCACAAAGAGCCACUCCUUCAGUGGAGCUAUUCCUGAAACGAAGCAGGGUACUACGCCAGCUGCAGCAGCUCCCUCAGCUAUUGUGGAGGCGGCGAAGGAAGCCGAGAGUGUGCCCGUCUCGACUCCUCCUGAGACAGAGACCACAGCACCCGCCGUAGCUGAGCCUGUUGCUGAGACAACCACACCACCAGCUGUAGCAGAAGCCACACCUGCUGCUGAGGCACCGGCAGUAGUGGCUGACGAGGCAACUCCUGCAACGGAAGAGACCCAAGUAGCCCCUUCUGAGGGUGUGGAGGAGAAGGCUGUGGUAAAGGAGGACAAACCUAAGAACAAGUUCUUUCAAAAAAUUGUUAGGAGGCUUCUACCGAAGAACUCCGCACACAGUACUCUUCAGCCAGCUGCCCCAGCUGCUGCUCCAGUUGUCGCUGCCAGUGCCUAAAGAAAUUUGGUGUAAAACUCUUCUGGGAUAGAUAGUGUAGCAUAGGGGUUUCCUGAUUAAAUUUUUCAUAAUAUGUGUUCGGCAUCCACAUGGAAUGCGCCUUGUACGUGGAUGCUUUUAUGUCGUUACCAUAAAAGAGGCCAACCCGUCUAUGAAAUAGACAAUAGCCCAGUUCGCCUACAUUGGGCACCUGACACUAAUUAGUUCUACAUCUACCAUUGACGCGUGUGGUUUCCGUUGAUAUCUGCACGGCCUGUUUCACCCAUUGGUGCGUACUUAAGGUGUCCUGUGAACAUUCAGAAUCCUCUAGGAUCCUGUGUAAAUUCUUCUGCAUGCUAUUUUUUUUCGGGGUAACAGGUUCUGCUUUAAGCAUAUCCUCCACGA